AUGUCGACAAUGGACUAUUUUCAAAACUCUAACCCUUACCAUUCCGGUCCUCUUGUUCCCGGAAUCAUCGAUACAUCGGACUUUGAGCUCUCCGACUAUCUCCUGCUCGAAGAUGGUUUGGAGGGAGAUUUCUCACAAAGUAUUGCCUCGCCGGAAUAUGGAACCGAGGGCUCCAUCAGUUCGAUUGAAACCGGCAAUCCAACUACCAGGGCUAGUAACAUAAAUUAUAGAAAUGGGGCAAAAAAAAAGGUGGAUGCAGGGUGCAAGGUUGCAUUCAGAACGAAGUCGGAGUUGGAAAUCAUGGAUGAUGGAUUUAAAUGGAGGAAGUAUGGGAAGAAGACGGUGAAGAGCAGUCCAAAUCCAAGGAGAACCAAUGGAUCUCAUAAUUCUGGAAGUCUGAAAGGAUCCACUAGUGAAAUCUGCUUUUUGGCUGGUUAUGCUUUACAGUCUUCUGAUCAUAGGAUCCACGGAGUUUCGAUUUUGUUAUUGGAAGUGCAUGCAGCUCCAGCCUUUUUUGUUUUCAAGGAGGAGGAGCACAAGCCUAAACCAGUAUGCAACUUGGUAGACAACUCAAUAUAA
This is a messenger RNA of Ilex paraguariensis (yerba mate), 579 nucleotides long. The record is from the annotation of a GenBank genome assembly. Lineage: Eukaryota; Viridiplantae; Streptophyta; Magnoliopsida; Aquifoliales; Aquifoliaceae.